This is a messenger RNA of Ilex paraguariensis (yerba mate), 3388 nucleotides long. The record is from the annotation of a GenBank genome assembly. NCBI's taxonomy places the organism in Eukaryota, Viridiplantae, Streptophyta, Magnoliopsida, Aquifoliales, Aquifoliaceae.
UGCCGGUCGCUACAUGGAUGGGAUCAUCAAUACAAUGCUAAAACAUGGGUGAGCAUGAUGCCGGUUUUUCUAAUGGUCAGCGCGUGCACCAAUGCCUAAAACAAGUGGGAAUUACUGUGGGAGACAAUUUGAUACCAUAUUCGCAGCAAGGCAUCGAGACGGAGAAUGUAUCCAUCCACUGCUGUUGUGUCAUGGAUGGGUGGAGUGAACAAAUUUGUGGCUGGGACAAAAGCAGCAGUUGUGAUACUUCCUAAAGAUGCAUUUGGGAAUAAUAUUUCAUCAACAAAUGAAGGAUCAAUCUCUUAUAAUUUUGGAUUGGCUGCAUCUUUUACAAAUGGUUCCGUUGCAAGUUUGCUUAAUGUCUGUAACAAAGGAUGGAAUGAAUUGGGAUAUCUCAGCAUUGAGUUUAUUGUGGCCACAGCUGGAAGCCUAUUACUUCAUGUUGAAGAGGAAAAUCAAACAUUGAGUGGAACUCCAUUGCCUUUCAAGGUGAACCCAGGAGCAUUGGAUUUCUCUCAUUGUGUGACUCAAUGGAAUACUGAAAUGAAGUUCUUCCAACUAUUUUCUGUGAUGGACACUUUUAUACACCAGCGAGACCAAUAUGGAAAUCUUGUUCCAGGAUUGUAUGCAUUUGAUGUUGAAGUCAUUGAAAAGGGGACAAAUUUGUCGAUGCCCAUAUCAGAUUUGCAUUUCAAAGAAGUCGAACCGGGUAUACAGUUGUUUUCUUUCACCUUAGAGGAACCGGGGAACUUUAUGCUCAUGAUUUCUGACAAGGAGCAGAAUAACCUCCUGUCCAAUAUGCCAUAUGAUUUCACUGUUUAUAUAGGGUAUUGCGAUGGAUUCAAUAGUAUCAUCAAUGGAUUUGGCUUAAAUAAUUCUAUUGCUGGUGAAGUUGCAAGGUUUUCUGUUUUCUUGAAAGAUGCUUAUCUAUACCCUUCUCCGGUUGAGUUAGAAAGGCUGCAAGUGCAAAUUGUGCGGGAAUUGGAUUCCCAUCAAGUACAUCCGAGCAUAUAUCCAAUGGAAAAUGUAAAUGGUAGUUGGUCAACUGGAAUAUUGAAUUAUGGUGCCAGCAGUCAUAUAGAACUAGCUUCUGCUCCAACUGUUUCAUCACAUAACAAUUCUGUUGAGAACCGGAAAGUUAAGGCUAGCUCAUUCAAUGUUGUGUAUACGCCUGAAAAAAGUGGGAUAUACAAACUUAGUGUAUUUUGUGGAAACAUUCCAUUGAAUGGCGGUCGUGCAUUCAGAAAGGAAGUAAGUGCAGGUGACGUAAAUAUAUCACUUUCAGGAGUUACAAAAUUCGUGCCAAAAGUACCAAAGCUGAUUAAAAAUGAAAUAAUAGUGCAGCUCAUGGAUUCAUUUUCUAAUCCUGUCCUGGCACAACAAUCAAGGUUAAAACUGGAGAUUGGUUCAAUUAACAGUUCUGGUUUCUCAACAUGGAUGUUUGUUGAUAACAUGGAUGGGUCAUAUAGUGGUCUCUAUCUGGCAAAGGAUGUCGGCACUUAUGAGAUAUGUGCUUCAUUUGAUGGAAAACGUUUCUUGCCCUGUCCCUUUGGGGUAAAUGUGUACAGUCGUGAAUAUUUUCCAAAAGCCUACAAUGACAUAAUAUUUGUUUGGGAGGAUGAGUCAAUUGCUUUUGAUGCCGUAGAAAAUGAUUACUUUGCUGGUGGCAAUGCAAGUAUUGUUGAUUACUCAAAGCCUUGUCAUGGUUCUCUUCUACAGUAUGGACGUAUCUUUAGAUAUACACCCUAUAAAGGGUUUUAUGGAAAUGAUUCUUUCUCGUACACAGUAUCAGAUGUAAAUGGCAACCUGGCUUCUGCUGAUGUCAAUAUAUCUGUUUUAAGCGUUCCACCCCAGUUUAUUUCCAUUCCACGUCAUUUGCAAGUAACUGAAGAUAUAAUAGGUCCCCGAUUUGGUGGGUUUUCUGGCUUUGAGAUGAUAUAUUCGGAUUUUAUCGAGAACAUCACUGUGACGCUCAAUGCAAGACAUGGGACUGUCUUUCUCUCCCCAAUGCUGAUGCAAUUUUGGCAGCCCAUGUGGAAUGAACUUUCUAUUGAAAAAAGAGACGGAAAAGCUAAAGAUUUAAUUUUAGUAGGUCGUUUGGAAGUCAUCAACUUCGCCCUUCAGUCAGUCCAAUACCUUGGAAAUGAGAAUUUUAGUGGUGAUGAUACAAUUUGGGUUGCUGCAAUGAACAAUAAUGGAGUGAAUGAUUUAGAUGUUCCAAUUUUCGUAGAGCCUAUCAAUGAUCCUCCAUUUAUUAAUGUUCCUGCAUUCAUCAUUUUGGCGGGAAAGGAGAAGGAAGAAAUGCUAAUAUUUGAUAGACAAAAGGACAAAUUUGAUUUCACCAUUGGGGACCCAGAUCUGCUUAAUUUCCCUGGAAACGAGUCUCAAUUUUUGGUGAUGUUCUCUGUGGAAGUUAAUUCUGGAAUUUUAUCAAUCAAUCUACCAGCUAAGCUCGUUAGUACAACUGAACUGAAAUUGAAGAGCAGCUAUCAGUGGCAGCCCCUUCAAACAUUUGUUACUAUUUCAAAACAUUUUAUGGUCAAGGCAAAAGGCAUUAGAUUCCGGGGAACAAUCAAUGACUGCAAUGAUGCCAUGCAACAGCUGUCUUAUCAUGGCCGUGAACAUGCUGCUGUUUUAACAGUUUCAAUAAACGAUAUGGGAAACUAUGGGUGUUAUCCAGAUUGUGAAGAAAAGAUGUCCAUACCUCUUUUUGCCGAGGCUACAAUAAACCUGAUAAGAAAACAACCAAUGAGUUCGUUGUUAGCUCAUACUUUAGGAUCAGCGAUUGUUAUUGAAUUCUUCAUGGUGUUUUCUCUUGGCUUGCUACUUCUAUUUUUCAUAUGCAAAUGUGCAUUUGUUCUUAUACAAGAAAAGAGGAAGCAUGACGUUCAGCAUAUUGAGCUCUCUGAGCUUCAAGGUUCUCAUAAACGAAAUUCAAAUACAGAUUGUUCUGAGGAUGUGACUGACUUCACUGGAUGCUGUUCAAGCCCCUUCUUUCUCAGUUGUCAGCCUUCAAACUUUCGUCAAGGGUCAAGCCAUCAACUUGGAAAUGUAGAAACUGACAAGGAUACACAUAAUGUCCCUCAAUCUUCAAGUGAUAACCAUCAGGAGACUCCCCUACCUGGCCCCAUGUCUGUUGCUUCUGGGAAGGCUCAAACUGAAGUCGUAUAGGUACAGACAAUAGCUUGACAAAUAUUCACUUGAUGAUUCUUAGGCUUUUGUGUGUAGAGACAGCAAAUGGAAUUGACUAAUUGUUCUGUCCAAUGGGUAUGCUGUGGUUGUACCCUAAUGCUUAAACAAGAACGCUGAUUUUUCAUUUUGGUUCCUAUUGUACUAAGGAUCCAAAAGAAAAAAGGAAGGAAAAGGAACACUCGUUUUGUAUGGUCUU